AUGGAUAAUUCUGGUUUAGACUUCAAUGCUUUUCCUACCCAUCCAGAACAAUCAGUCGAUCUGAACUAUCGUGGGAUACGAAUAAAAGUGUAUAAGAACGGUGAUCAAUAUGACGACGGAACAACAGUGGUCAUUUGUCGGAAAAGAUUUAAACAUUGGCUUACUUUUCUUGACUUUCUUACUAAAAAAUUAAAUUUAAUGGCUCCUGUUCACGAGUUCUAUCGAACGGAUGGUCUUCGAAUAAGACAUUUCGAAGAAAUUGAAAACGGAGGAUCAUAUGUAGCCGUAGCUCAAGGACCAUUUCUCCACAAACCAUACGGAUUGCUACCUGAAGACCGUGAAAAGUGGAACAUCAAUCCAAAAUUUGAAUUUCUAGAGCAGAGCACUCUUGAUUCUGCUGAGUCCGUCGAUAUUUAUCUGAAACAACGUGGUUACAUUUCUCGAACCGGUCUUCCAUUCCCAUUUGAUGGUGGUGUGUGCGUUAAUCACUCUUUAAUGGACCUUAGACAUAAUCGUGAUCCUUCAUCUAAUCUAUCUACUCAUAAACACCUUAAUGGGCAGAAACUAGAAGAAAAUAAUUCGAAAAAUGGUGAAUUAUUGGCGAGAAACGAUAUAAAGCCGGAUAUUCCGAGAGAAGAACUGAAAACACAGUUAGAACCUCAUCCAACUUCAAGUCCUACGGCCUGUAGUGUGGAAUCCCCGAGAUGUAAUCUUAAAGUUGAAACCAAAACACCUUUGCAAGAAACUAGAAUAACAAAUGGCCAGAAUGCUGAGCAAAAUGAUAACAUUUCGUGCUCCUCAACAGUUCAACCAACCAAUGCAGUCGUAAACAAAGUUGGGAAAAAUGUUUUGUACAAUGAAAUUGGAACUCAAAGUGACCAUAAUCCUAUUGUGAAAGAAUACGACGAGUGUGUACCAGCACCUGUCGUUCAAAUUCCAGAUAGUUGUCGAGAGUUCCUGGUUACACAGGAAGCUAAAAAUAUGCAAACAUUAGGAACAAAACAAGCAAUGGGUAUAUCGCAAACGAGAAAUCAUGAAACUGUUAUCACUAUAGUAAAUGAUGAUGCAUUGGUAAGUUCAAAUAAUAGUUCAGUUAUUAUUGUUAAUAUUUCUACAGGAAAGAAGAAAGGUGAUGACGUGAACAAUGACAACAAGAAUGCUGAUGACAAAGAGAUCAAUCUACCACCGGUAAAUAAGGUCACAGGCACUGAAGUGUCAUCAGAGAGUUCAGCAGUGGAAAUGCUAUUACUUCCGGACGGCACUAGAGCCGUAGAUCAAAUGCAGGAUAAUACUGAAAAAAAAACGCCGAUGGCUAUAGUCACUGAUAACGUUCCGUUAGAAGUAAUAGCUGAUAGAUUAUCAUCAUCUGUCAAUAUCGAGAAUCAGAGACCAGGAACAGAAUCUUCGAAGAAGGAUAGAAAUGACGUAAACUAUGAUAAAAACUCGAAAAUAAAUUCAAAGAGAUGUUCUGAAAAUGUCGUAAUGGGAGGAAACUCUAAUGAACAAGAGAAUAAUUUAGUGAACAAAUUUGAGAAGUCUCAGAAAGUAAUUUUGGAACAAAAUUCAGCUUCAAAAUUAAGGGAAAGUCCAAGGCAAAAGACAAAUUUAGAAGCGAAUGAAAAUGGCAAGGAGUUUCGAGAUAUUUCUAAAACUAAUAUCAAAUUAAAUGAAGUAUGCAAGAAUUUAAAAGAAUCAACAUCAUUAUCCAUGCAACAAAAUGAAUAUGAGGAGCGCAUUUCUGAUAAUUUUGAAUAUGAUAAAGAAAAUGAUAGUGCUAAGAAAAGUCAAUCAAACCAUAUAAGCGUUGCUUCUGGACAUAAAUACCGAGGUAAAGUCACAAGACAGAGAAGUCGUACAGCACCAAAUUUCGACAAAAUUCAAGAAUCUUCAACAACCGACAAGAAUUCACACAAUAAAAAACGUGUUACUUUAGUAACACCUUCUGCUGUUGGCAUGGAUUUGAAAAUGGAGUCAGGAAAAACAGAGAUUUUUUCGGAUUCAGAACAACAAAUAAGAUCCUUUCCAAAUCAAAUGACGACAACCACAACAUCUGUUAUUACUACUGAUGUUAUCACUAACACUACUACUAGUAAUAGUAUGACUGCUAUUACUAAUCACAGUACAGUUGCUUUUGGAGAUGUAAUUACGCAUCCUACAGUGGGAGAAAACAAAGUUCCCAAUUUGCAACAGAAAUAUCAGUUAGAAGACGAGACGAGCUUUGAAGCGGACUUUACACCGAGAGAAGAUUGUGUACGAAGAAAUUUGUCGUCUACGAAAGGCUUUCCAAAAAUUAAAAUUGAUUUGGAUUUGAAUGUAGAUAUUUGCGGGUUACCAACGUUUCGCAAUUAUGAUCCUGACUUUAAAGACUAUGAUUUCAUGCAAUAG
Molecule: messenger RNA, 2385 nt
Organism: Brugia malayi
Lineage: Eukaryota; Metazoa; Nematoda; Chromadorea; Rhabditida; Onchocercidae
Exons: 4
Coding region: 1-2385 (794 amino acids)
Biological process (GO): intracellular signal transduction
Cellular component (GO): microtubule organizing center; microtubule
Source: RefSeq, a predicted model, not a curated record